CAGCAGUUUAUUUCAUGUGCAAAUGAUACAAGAGGCAAUCUGUUGAAAAGUUUUGCGUUUUCAGAACUUUGUGUUAAAACAUUGUUCUUCAAAGAGCCCCAAUGAAGUGACUUUACGCUACCGAUCAAAAACAUCAGCUCCCGUGUUCUAAGGCGUCCCGUUCUUACCUCCCGUUUAAAGAUGUUUUAUUACAUUCACAUUGCUUUGCCGGUUGGAUAAAUCAAAAUGCGCUUACAGUUUGUGAAAGGACCGUUCCUUGAAUAACAAACUGACGACGACUUCUGAUAGUUUCAAAUGCAAUGACAGGAAAUGCAACAUCUGCAAUUUUACCUUCAUGCGUCUCACCAUCCGAAUCCCCAAAUAAAAAUGUCAGACACGGGUGAUGGGCCAGAAGACUGGAGGGUGGCUAAUGUUGUGCCUCUAUUGAAGAAAGGCUGCAAGGAGAAUCCAGGGAACUACAGACCAGUGACCCUAACAUCUGUGGCAUAUGAUGAUCCGCUUAGAAUUCAUAAAUGGAAGGUAUUCUACGAUGCUGGAAAUGUCGAAGAUUGGUAUUGGAUGCUGGUAGUUUGUCCAUUUCACAAGGGAUAGAGCCAUCCAAUACACAGAAUGCUGGGCAAAUCAACUGUACAAUUUGGCAUGUGAAUUUAGAGUCUGCUCCAGAGUGGAUAAGAAAAGAGAUAGAAAAGUCAUGGUGGACAAAUGGGAGGCUGAACUGCCCGCGUUGUGGGGCCCGUCUAGGGGAUUUUAACUUUGUCUGCCCUGCCAAAUGCCCCUGUGGGCAGACAGUGACUGUGCAUAUCUGUAAGAGUCGGACUGACUAUGAGCCGCCACGUUUAAUCAGAAUCAGUGAGUCCGCGGAGGUGAAAUCCUUGCGUAAACUGCAAUACAUGCACGGGUUGGAAACAUUGGCGAAGAUGGAGCAUGGGACAGAAAGCAGCUUGUCCCGCUACAGGCAGAACCAUUCGAGGAAGAUGGCUCAUGAACGAAUGACUGAUGCACUUUGCCUGGAGGCAAGAUCAUGCAGCAGAGGAAUUGUAGAAGUUGACAGGAAUGAAUUUAACUUCAAAGCAGCUUAUCCACAGCCUUGCUCUUCUGCUUCACAGCCAGUGAGAGCCAGAUGUGCAGUGAAAGGUUUUCAUAAAAAGUCUCUCAGUCUGGAUUUUAACCGCACUAACUCAAAGGACACAUCUGUCAGUUUUGCUGGCAUUCAUGGAUUGUGUCCGCGAUCAUCUUCUUGUGGGCUUAUAAUGAAUCACAUAGAUGAGACUGCUACUCCUAUGCAGCAGAUUCCUCUGGCAGAAGAUACUAAUCUGCAACUAACUACACAUGAAGCAUUGAAUGUGGCUCUCUUUCGCAGUCAAUAUGUUAAAGACUCUGAUUUUGUGUUGAGUCCUCAGUCGUUCCGAAAUCAUCCUGCUGAAGAAUACUGCGAAGAUGGUGAUCCUGGUCCAUCUGUGCCAAGACUCCGCAAGAGCAAAAGUGCUCACAUUUCCUCCAUUGUUAGAGGCUGGUCACCCGAUUUAAGUACUGAGGCAAGUGAUGUAGAGGAGUGGGAGGAAGGACAUGAAGCAGGUACAAGUAAUCCUUGUGAUGAUCCUGCACCGUGCAUCCCCAUUUUCUCCACUGUCGGAGAUAGACCAUUAAGUAAACGGCAGAGAAAUAAACUUAAGAGUUUGAAGAGGAAACAGCGGAGAUGGCAACGAUGGCAGCAGAGCAAAUUGAAGGAACAAAAACAGGCUUCCAGUUCCAGCCUAACCACUUCAGAUGAUGAUGAUGAAAUCAAUUGGGAGAAGAAAGGCUACAUUUGUGCCGUCUGUCUGGAUAUUUUCUUCAGUCCAUACAUGUGCUACCCGUGCCAUCACAUCUUUUGUGAACCCUGUCUUCGGACCCUUGCAAAGGACAACCCGACCAGUACGCCGUGCCCUUUGUGCCGCACCAUCAUCACAAGAGUCUAUUUCCAAACAGAAUUGAACACCACUAUGAAAAGUUUAUUCUCUGAGGAGUAUUUAGUCAGAAGACAAAGCUUUCAAAAAGCAAGCUGUGCAAAGUGGCCAUUGCCUAGCUGCAGGAGACUGAUCAAAGUCUUAGGGGGUUUUGGAAGACGUCCAGAUCCUGUUGCAAGAAGACAAUUCCCUCAUGGUGCCUACAGGCUGGAUUUUGAAGAUGACAAUCGUGGCUGGAGAUUUGAUAUGGACAUGGUUAUCAUAUAUAUCUACUCUGUCAACUGGGUCAUUGGGUUCAUUAUUUUUUGCUUUCUUUGCUACUUUUUUUUCCCAUCAUUUUGAAUGGGGUUUUUAUAGGACUGGUAACAUGAUAAUAAUUCAACUACAUCAUGUUGAUCAGUAAGCUUAGAAGAGAUUUUCUGAAGUAUUGCACAAUAAAUAAUGUCCAGGAAUAUGAUGAUGCUUGAAGGAUUGAAUUAACCAUAUUCUUUCCAGCUGUGAUUACCUUCUGUAGUUUGAACCAAUAGCAUUCAAAUUCAAGCUACCGUAAGUGGAGUCUGCAGUGUGUAGCCAAUGCAAUUGAUCGAGUACUGUUUUUUUGAAACUGAACUUUGUUCAAAAACUUAAAUGUAACCAACUCACAACAUGAUUUAUUUAUUCAAUUGA
Leucoraja erinaceus (little skate) is the source of this 2612-nucleotide messenger RNA. RefSeq names its product ring finger protein 180a (gene rnf180a). Lineage: Eukaryota; Metazoa; Chordata; Chondrichthyes; Rajiformes; Rajidae. Gene Ontology annotation, molecular function: metal ion binding; ubiquitin protein ligase activity; ubiquitin conjugating enzyme binding. Bases 513 to 2288 code for a protein of 591 amino acids. The transcript is spliced from 9 exons. Gene Ontology annotation, biological process: serotonin metabolic process; positive regulation of proteasomal ubiquitin-dependent protein catabolic process; norepinephrine metabolic process. The record is from RefSeq and is a predicted model, not a curated record. Gene Ontology annotation, cellular component: endoplasmic reticulum membrane.